UGAAGAAAUAAUUUUGAAUAGCAAUAGCCGUUCUUUGUGCAUUCCAAAUGACAUAAUCUGAAUGAGCAUUUCUGUUUCCAGUGUUCAUGUGUUAAAACUGACAUUGUAUUGGCAAUUAACCAUCUUUGGGGUGUUGGUAAGGCUUGUUUGCUACCUUGUUUUGAAGUUAUCACUGCACCCUUUUGUGUUUUGAGAAUGAGAAUAUAUGGGUGUCUUUUAUCCUUCAGCUCGUAUGUUUGCCAUCGGGUGCAGCAUGGGCCCAUUGAUGCACUACUGGUACCUAUGGCUGGACCGGGCAUUCCCUGCUGCAGGCUUCAGUGGCAUCCGAACCGUCCUGAAAAAAGUUUUUAUUGAUCAGAUCGUGGCCUCACCAACGCUGGGGGUUUGGUAUUUCUUGGGGAUGGGGACUAUGGAAGGGCAGACUCUGGAGCACAGCUGGCAGGAACUGGAGGACAAUUUUUGGGAGUUCUACAAGAUGGACUGGUGUGUGUGGCCGCCGGCCCAGCUGGUCAACUUCCUGUUCCUGUCCCCCAAGUACCGUGUGAUCUACAUGAACGUCAUCACUCUUGGCUGGGACACCUACCUGUCAUACCUGAAGCAUCGGGUGAGUGCAGCCACGAGGGAUAACUUCAGGGAGGAAUUUGUGCCUUAGACUGUGGUGCAGGAGUAGGGUGGCUUAUUCCCGCUUUAUCUGGAGACAAUGAACCAGAAUUGUUGACUGGACCAGGCACAGAAUUAGAAGGACCACAAGGGCCACCCAGUCCAACCCUCUGCCAGACAGUAAUAGACAACCACAGGAGUCCUGAAAUAUGUCCAUCCGAUCUUUAAAAACUCCCAAAGAUGGAGAGUCCACCCCUCUCCAAGGCAGUCCAUUGCACUGUUGAAGAGCUCUUACAAUCAAAAAUUUA
Molecule: messenger RNA, 908 nt
Organism: Sceloporus undulatus (fence lizard)
Lineage: Eukaryota; Metazoa; Chordata; Lepidosauria; Squamata; Phrynosomatidae
Gene: MPV17L2
Product: MPV17 mitochondrial inner membrane protein like 2
Exons: 3
Coding region: 206-652 (148 amino acids)
Biological process (GO): mitochondrial ribosome assembly
Cellular component (GO): membrane; cytoplasm
Source: RefSeq, a predicted model, not a curated record